AUGCAGGCUGCCAGUUCCGCCGCAUCGAAAGGUGUGCCAGCUCCCGACAACCUGCUGUACGCCUUCGUCAUGAGCCGCCACGGUCAGCGGACUCCCAUCAUGUGCUGCAAGAAUCUGCCCAAAAACGUUCCCGAAGACCACGGCCAGCUCACCAGGCAGGGCCACGAGCAGACCUUCAAGCUGGGUUUCUUCUUGAGGCUCCGGUACGACGGAUUCCUGGUGGCCGACGAGCCAGACCAGCUGCUGGCCACGCACGUACGCCUGCCGCGGUGUCGGGAGAGCUUGAGCGAGACCGUACGAGGGCUCAACUUUCCCACGUCGACGCCGCUCGAGCUCGACCCGACGCGCUACGACCUGCUGUUCCAGGCGAGCCUUAUCGAGAAUAUCGACUUGAUCCUGCAGGCGCCUGUCGCGCCUCCCGCUCAGGGUGACUUCUCGUGCAUCGGAGAUCUUCUGGCUUUCAUCGCGGAGAAGACCGGAGCGCCCACGCGUGAGAAGCGACAGAAGUUUUUGGUAAUGGACAGCUUGCUGACGUACGUGGCUAUCGGCAACCCGAUCCCCGCUUGGGCGCAGACCAUCUGGAACGUCCUAAUCGACGCAGAUAACAGGAUGUUCGGACUGGCGCUUGCGGGCAACGAGCUACGCUACGCCGAGAACGCGCUCCGAGAAGUCGUGGAGACCCUCUCGCAGAAGUUCGAGCAGGGAGUCGAGCGUCCCGACAGGUUGCACGUCUUCUCGAUGUCCGACUCGAGCGUGUACUCGAUACUGAAGCUGCUCGACACGUCGUACGGCGACCAUCCUUGCUUCUGUGCCAGCGUCUUCUUCGAGGUGUUCGAGGACGCCUCGAAAGCGAAGCGCGUUCAGGUUCUCCUCUCCACGGAGACGGACAAGGACCCGCACUUGGUAGACACCGAUAAACUGAAGAACCCGUGCGAGCUGAAGGAGUUUCUGGGCGUCGUUCGUGACAUCCUGAAGUCUUUAACUGCGCCGCAGCCGCACUUCGCUUACGAUUCGGCAUACAGAGCUGAAAUAAAUUCAUAUGUGACGCAGCUGGUAGUUAGCAAGCUGUGUCACAUGGAGAAACAUCAUGAAGAAAGUGGAGCCAUAGAGUAA
This is a messenger RNA of Rhipicephalus microplus (southern cattle tick), 1113 nucleotides long. Its product is annotated as testicular acid phosphatase homolog. Gene Ontology annotation, biological process: dephosphorylation. The record is from RefSeq and is a predicted model, not a curated record. Gene Ontology annotation, molecular function: phosphatase activity. Lineage: Eukaryota; Metazoa; Arthropoda; Arachnida; Ixodida; Ixodidae.